AACAGGGUUAGUAAGAGUGCUAGCAAUCAACAACGCUUUAUUUUUCUGUGUGUCCGAUCAUAAGAUGGAAAUUCAUCGCUGAAAUUUUUGUGAUUCGAAGUUCCAAUCGCAAGUAAAUUCGCAAAUAUGUUUCGCAUUUUUAUGCUAGCCGUCGCGAUCUUUGUGAUGAUCGACGCUCAACUGCAGAGGAUUUUAUUACACAAGAUGGAUUCUAUGCGACAUAGUUUGGAGAAACUUGGCAAUGACAUUUCAAAACUUUCUAUGACCGAAGCUAGCACUCAUCCUAAGGUGCGUUUAUGCAAUUUAUUAGAUUAUGAGUAUUAUGGUAAUAUUACUAUCGGAACUCCGCCGCAGGAAUUUAAAGUAGUGUUUGAUACUGGUUCCUCAAAUCUUUGGAUACCAUCCACAAAAUGCAAACGUUCAAACAUAGUUUGCAACGUGCAUAACAAAUAUAAUAGUACAAAAUCCAGUACAUAUGUACCAAAUGGUACUGCGAUUGAGAUUUCAUAUACCACUGGCACUAUGGCUGGAUUUUUAUCUGCUGAUGUAGUGAGUAUUGCCGGUCUCAAUGUUCAAAAUCAAAUAUUUGGGGAAGCAAUGCACGAGCCAGGCAUUGAGUUCAUUGUUGCAAAAUUUGAUGGUGUUUUGGGCAUGGGUUAUUCCACGUGGUCCAUCAACAAUGUAACGCCUGUGUUCUACAAUAUGAUAACACAAGGCCUACUGUCAUCAGCCGUUUUCAGCUUUUAUUUCAAUAGAGAUUUUUCGAUCAAGAUCGGUGGUGAAUUAAUAUUGGGUGGUUCCGAUCCCGAUUAUUACGAAGGAGAGUUGACGUAUAUUCCUGUUAAUAAUAAAAAAUACUGGGAAUUUACUAUGAAUAAGAUCAGAAUACAUAAUUAUCUCUUCUGCGCGAGUGGUUGUCGAGCUAUCGCUGAUACAGGUACCUCAUUAAUAUAUGGACCACAAUAUGAAAUCGCAAUUAUUAAUGAACUUAUUGGAGCUACUGUCACUUAUGGACAGUAUAGAAUAAACUGCACCAAGAAAAACUCUACUGACAUGCCAGUAAUCAGUUUUAUUAUGGGUUCUGGUAAAAUGUUCAAUCUUACCAAUCAGGAUUACAUCGUACCGAUGUCAACAGAUGAUCCCACGGAGUGUAAAAGUGGUUUUUUACCGGAUAACCAUAUCUAUAAAUUAUGGACUCUAGGAGUUGUAUUUCUUAGUCGUUAUUAUAGCGUGUUCGAUUUUCAGAAAGAUCAAGUGGGAUUUGCUCCAGCGAAGCAAAUGUCGAUUGCUAUUUCUUAAAAUUAUAUAAUAAGACAUCGCAUUUAAAUGAUAAAUUCGUGAUUAAAUUAGUAACCUUUUUAUAGUUUUUUAAUGUUCAUUGACUAGUAAUUUUUUAUUUAUAGUUAUGUGACACAUUAUUAUAAACGAAUUUAUUCGUUUUGGAGAAUUAAAAUAAGGAUAUAUAUGAAAAAUAUUUUCCUUUAAUAAUUGGAUAUAUUUUCUUUUAAUAUACGCACUACAUUGUUAUAUUUCUGAACACAAAUGAGUUGUAAAAAAUUUAUUU
This is a messenger RNA of Nylanderia fulva, 1564 nucleotides long. RefSeq names its product lysosomal aspartic protease-like. NCBI's taxonomy places the organism in Eukaryota, Metazoa, Arthropoda, Insecta, Hymenoptera, Formicidae. Gene Ontology annotation, molecular function: aspartic-type endopeptidase activity. The record is from RefSeq and is a predicted model, not a curated record. Gene Ontology annotation, biological process: proteolysis.